UCUCUAUCAAGUAAAAUUUCGUCUCUGUUAUUAGUAUCAGAUAUUGAAAUAGUGGCGCUGUAGUUGCAAUGUAAAAGGUUGCAUGUCGGGUGGAUCGAAUAGACGAUGUAGAAGUUGAAACUACCAUAAUUUUUGACGUUUAUACCUGUGAAAUACUUUGCACGACAAAAGGUAUUAAUAAAGCUGCACAAUGAUGUCUGAUAGAAAAGCAGAACUUGAAAGAAAAAAAGCCAAACUUCAGGCUAUAAGAGAGGAAAAGGAAAGACGUAGAAGAGAAAAAGAACAGAAAGAUAUGUCUUGUCCAGUUUAUCUAGUAUGAAUUCUUUGACUCCAGAACAAAGUGCUAAUGCUACCCCUGAUGCUAGUUUACAACCAUCGAGUAUAAAUUCUGCUCAAAGUAGCAGUGCUAGGAAAAAGAAUCGCGAGCUAACAAUUGUUUCUGUGGCACAUACAAAUAUUCCACCAAAAGAACCAGUGGUUUAUACUAAACAAACACAAACUAUUCAGACAUCGCACACAUCUCACGACGGGUAUUCGUGGCGGAACCAGCUUAUUCACCACAGUUUUGACAUUUGAUGAUGGCCAAGCCGAAGACGAAGAGAACAGUUUGCCGCAUAUGGAUGGUUUCCAGAGCAAGCUUCCUCCAGGAAUUCUUCCCCAUGGUUUGCCACAGGUUAAGGAAGUCCAGCCAGCAGUUACACAAGUGGAGCAAGAAAAAGAAAAGGAAAAGCCUAAAGAAGUACAAGAACUCAGCGAAGAAGAAAAACAAAUGAUUAUACUGUCGGAAGAUUUUCAACGAUUCCUUGAUCGUACCAGUAGAAUUGUGGAAAGAGCAUUAGGAGAAUCUGUCAAUAUUUAUAGUGAUUACACCGGUACUAUGGAUGGUGAAGAUGGGAUGGAUGAAAAGAGUCAUCAACGUUUAUGGUUAAAUCGGUGGUUCUUCUGUGAUCGGUGGUCUCGCAAUCGUUGUGUGACCUCGAUGGAUUGGUCGCCUCAAUUUCCAGAACUUCUUGCAGCCUCCUAUAACAAUAACGAUGACACUCCAAAUGAUCCUGAUGGGGUGUGUUUGGUUUGGAACACAAAAUUCAAGAAAACAACUCCAGAAUUUAUUUUUCAUUGUCAGUCGCCGGUUAUGUCGACCACGUUUGCGAGAUUUCAUCCUAAUUUGAUCUUGGGAGGUACUUAUUCUGGACAAAUCGUUCUCUGGGAUAAUAGAGUACAAAAGAGAACCCCUAUUCAACGUACUCCACUAUCAGCAACCGCACAUACUCACCCUGUGUACUGUCUAAAUGUUGUUGGGGCACAAAACGCACACAAUUUGAUAAGUAUAUCAACCGAUGGUAAAUUGUGCUCCUGGAGUUUAGAUAUGUUGUCACAACCACAAGAAACAUUAGAACUUCACACUAAACAAUCGAAAGCUAUUGCCGCCACUUGUUUAGCAUUCCCUUAUGGAGAUGUUAAUAAUUUUGUUGUAGGCAGCGAAGAAGGAACUGUUUAUUCCGCUUGUCGUCAUGGUACAAAAGCUGGAGUAUUAGAUUUUUACGAAGGUCAUCAAGGACCAGUUACUGGAAUUAGCGCACAUGCUGUACAAGGUGGCAUAGAUUUCUCACAUCUAUUCUUAACAUCGUCCAUCGAUUGGACAAUUAAACUCUGGAGUCUUAAAGAGAAUAAACCUCUUUAUUCUUUUGAGCACAAUGGUGAUUAUGUUUAUGACGUCGCAUGGUCACCGACCCAUCCGGCUCUAUUUGCUGCCGUAGACGAUUCAGGACGAUUAGAUUUAUGGAAUCUUAAUCAAGAUACUGAAGUACCUACUGCUAGUAUUGUAAUCAAUGGUAAUCCAGCAUUGAACAGAGUUUCAUGGACACCGAGCGGUUUACAUGUAACUGUUGGUGAUGAUACUGGAAAGAUUUGGGUGUAUGAUGUUGCUGAGCAUUUAGCACAUCCAAGAAUUGAUGAAUGGAAUAAAUUCUUGUACACUCAGCAAGAGUUGAAACAUAACAAAGCGGAUGAGGAAUUACAUAAACUUAAUUUAAGAGAGCCUACUUCUUUGAUACCUCCGUUGUUAGCGACAUGCCCCUUGAGAUAAAGGUAUAAUUUUCUCUAGAAGUUAUUGCUAAAGUCGGCUUGAAUACUUUAAAUUUAAAAAUUAAAUGAAUUUAUAUAAUAUCCAUAAUCCUAAAAAAAAAUCUUAAAAGAAAUGAAAGAAAAGUGUAUCACACUAUUUGUAAUUUACAAGUUCAUUCUUAAUUAAAAUAUUUUUGUUUCAUAUAAGUUAUUCAACAGCAAGAUUAAUACUUUGUUCAUACGUAAUCAUUCUGUGCAUUCAAACGGCAUAAAUUUCAUGUGUCCAGUAGAAACAAUAUAUGUUUCUUAAAUAAAUUGAAAUCAAUAGUUUAUUAAGGAUGUGUGCAACAUAUCUAUGCAUGUAAAUAAUAAAUGCUAUAAAGCACGAAAUAAGUCGAAAGCAAGAAAUAAAAAAACUAAUUAGAAGAAAUUUCACAUGCAUCAGAUAACUUGUAAUACAAUAUUUUAUUUUUUUUUAAAUUUCUUUUUAAAAGUAUUUAUAUAUUAUUUUCAAAAUUAAAAUUUUCAAAAAUAUAGAUUGUUUCCAUACUAACAUUCUUACCUAACUUGAAAAAUUUUAAUGAAAAAUAACACUAACACGAUAUUUAAAUGUUAUAAAAAUUCUAUUACAACUGAUUUAAUUUAGUACAAUAAUUUUUAAAUGAUUUUAUUAGUAUUUUAUUAUAUUCUUAUAGAAACUUUAGCAUAAUUUAAACUUCAUAAUUUUGCAAUGUAUAGUUCAUAGCAUAGUGAAAAAUUUAUUGAACAAAGAUCGAUUGAAAAUGUAAAUAUAACAUAAUAUAAUCUUUCCGUUAAACUACUGGGCUUUAUCUAAAAUGUGAUACUGUUGUAUAGUGCUAUGUCUAAAUGCGUACUUCAGCUCAUGUUAAGCAUAUUUUAAAGCAUAAUUUUUUUUAUAAAGGAAUUGUUUAGUUUACAAUUUGUUACACGCUCGGUAAUAUUCUAAACGCAAUCUGUUUUUUGUAAUACGUAUUUUUAAAUUUAAGUUAGAGUAAAUAAUAAUAAUUGUCUAAGUAGGUAAGUUAAUUAUUUUUUUCAAUGCUACGAAAUAAAAUUUUAUUUAAAAGAUUCAUGCGUUAAAAUUAAUCUUCGUAUUUUCAGGUAUAAAAUGAA
Heterotrigona itama is the source of this 3198-nucleotide messenger RNA. Lineage: Eukaryota; Metazoa; Arthropoda; Insecta; Hymenoptera; Apidae. The record is from the annotation of a GenBank genome assembly.